Messenger RNA from Durio zibethinus, 1037 nucleotides. RefSeq lists its product as uncharacterized. Gene Ontology annotation, molecular function: nucleic acid binding. The record is from RefSeq and is a predicted model, not a curated record. Lineage: Eukaryota; Viridiplantae; Streptophyta; Magnoliopsida; Malvales; Malvaceae.
UAUAUAUAUAUAGUAAAGUGUUCUUGUAUUUUUCUUUGACCAAUAUUUGGAAUCUGUUGAAUCGUGAUAAUCUUCUUCUUCGUAAGCCUACGCAAUUCUCGACCUCGGAAAGAAUUGGGAAGAAGAAAGGGAAAGAGGAAAGAGGCAAUUCUCUAACUUUACUGGUUUCGGAAGGGAAGAGAUGGGAGAGGUGUUGUGUUCGAGUGGUUCAUCAAUUGCCAUUGACUCCUCCAACAUUGGCUUCCAGCUAUUAAAGAAGCAUGGAUGGAAAGAAGGCACUGGUCUUGGUAUUUCUGAGCAGGGUAGAUUAGAACCUGUACAAGCAUGUGUGAAGAACAAUAAAAGAGGUUUGGGAGCGGAGAAGAAGAGAAAGACACCAAAGCCUAGUCAUACUCCUGAUUCCAAGGCACAAAAUGAUCAGGAAGAGAAACCUACAAAGAAGACCAAGGCACUUUCCAAAAGGAUGCGGAAGAUGCAACAACGGGAAAAGCAUCUGCAAGAAAAGGAAUUUGAGCGGGCUUUUUUUAGGGAGUUUUGGCCAGAUAAUGUUUGACUUGCUAUUUGCAAUUUAUUUUUCUCCCCUUAAAUGGUUGUCUUGAGAAUGUAUACAGGCUGUUAGAAUCUAUAUAUACUCCAAUUCUGACGUGAUCUUUCAUAGUUUUGAUGUAUCACAUACGCUGGGUGGCAACUAGAGAGAUUACAAAUGAUGUGAAAAAGAUAUUUUCUGAGAAUAAGCUCUCCAUUCACUCCACCAAAGCCUCAGCAAUGGCAGGAGAAGACUGUCCAUAAAUCAAGGAGCAACAGAUUAGACCAUAAGCAAAUAUAUAUAUAUAUAUAUAUAUAUAUAUAUAUAUUGGCAGAACAUAUGCAUUAUUAUCAUCCGGCCAUGGAGAACAAUUAAGUAGAAAUUAGAUAUAUUUGGCCCUUGACAAUUUACAAUCUGAGUGUUGUUCACAGCAUUUAUCAUUUCUUUUUCUUGUCAUCAGCUCUAAUGACCUGAACAGGUGCUGCUGGUAUCCUAAACCACCAUUCUCUAA